Molecule: messenger RNA, 1413 nt
Organism: Symbiodinium sp. CCMP2592
Lineage: Eukaryota; Dinophyceae; Suessiales; Symbiodiniaceae
Source: the annotation of a GenBank genome assembly
AUGUCUUGGACAGCCAAAGACUUUGUGGUUGAGCUGGAGGCCUGCGAGAAGCUCCUCCAAGCUCGGCCCACACAGCAGAUGCAGGAUACACUCUUUGCUCAGCUGCAAUCCAAGCUGAACAACAUUGGCCAAGUAGGCCCGUCCGAGAUGGUGGCCUGCUACGAAGCUUUGGAGGAAGCUGGGGUGCCGAAUGCCAUGAAGGAGAAAUUGCAGGAAACCUUGGAUGUUCUCGCUGCUGGUGCUCAUCAGAGCAACGGGGCCACGAACCUCGCAGCAGUGGCGCAAACCUGCACCAGCUUCGAGCUUUACUUGACGGAGACGGAUGCAGCCGCCUUGGGAAGCUGUGGGAUGUGGGAAGGCUGUCGCCACAUCGCACUCCGGCUUAAAAUGAUCGGAAUCAAAGGAAUGAAAGAAUCCUUGAAGAAGCGAUGUACCGCCAUCCUGGUUUGGUACCAUGUUCACCACCGAGGCAACCCGGUGCCGGCAGUUCGUGUGGCUUACGAUCUGAGUCUGCAUUUGAUGACAGAGCUCAAGCAAUCCAACACAGCGAUCCCAGCUGGAGCUUCUUCUCUUGCCCGGUACCCUGUGGAUCCUAUGCGGUUGCCAGCCUCCCACCUUCAGGCUGCCUAUCCAGAUGGACUUCCAGCCAAGAAGGACCUGAACGGGCUGGCCACCUUGAUGCAGCAUCACAUCUUCGUGAGAUCCAAUGGCAAGUUGCUACAGGACCAUGAGUCCCAGCCCAAAGUCGUACAGCCUGCAGUUGCUGUGCAGCCACCGCCGGUACCGGAUGGCGAAGCCAAAUUCGUCCAAGGCCUCAUGAAGUUCUUGACGGCUGCCAACAACAUCGUCAACCACACCGAGCCGACAGUGCAGUUCCUGACGAAGCCGACUGCAGCGAGCAGCAGCAAGCAGGAGCCUGUGCAGGCUGCAGGCGAGCAGAGCAAGGGUUGCUUGCCCUUGGAGAACGGGGAGCAGAGCGAGAGCCCCCCUUCUGGAGCAAAAGCGCCGCAGUCCAGUCCAGCCUUGCCCGGACAGAAGCAGAAGACUUUGGAGGAGUUCGAAGCUGAAAACCUCGCCCUGCUGCAGGCCAGGGAGGACGGGAAGAAGGCAGCUUCUACGAACAAGGUCGGGAAAGACAAGAAGGGACCUAAGGCGAAGACAGAGGAUCCAAAGGCGCUCAAGUCUGGAAAGCCUCAGGCCAAGGGCAAGCCAUCUUCCAAGCAGAAGGUUUUCAAGAGGCCGGCAGCGAAGGCCUUGGCAAGGCCUGAUCGUGGAGCCUUUGAAGGCAUGGGCUGCCUGAGAUGCAGAGGGUGCCGCUUUGGAUGCCCGACCUGCUUGGAGGAAAGCUUCGGAGGGCUACGAUUGACGAGGAGCGAAUGGUUGCAAAGGGCUUCUUUGCACAACUACAAGUAG